Molecule: messenger RNA, 706 nt
Organism: Corticium candelabrum
Lineage: Eukaryota; Metazoa; Porifera; Homoscleromorpha; Homosclerophorida; Plakinidae
Product: copper transport protein ATOX1-like
Exons: 3
Coding region: 231-446 (71 amino acids)
Biological process (GO): copper ion transport
Cellular component (GO): cytosol
Molecular function (GO): copper chaperone activity; metal ion binding
Source: RefSeq, a predicted model, not a curated record
CAAGUCUCCUCGCCAUCUGACAUUACUCCCACAUUCAAUUGCAAUACUUGCGCCAAACUAGCGACCCGGUUUUGUACUUCUAUACUUUGCCAAUUGGUUUAAAUGAAGGCUCUAGGGCGAGGAAGAGCGAAGCGACUGGCGGAGCGGAGCACCCUAAGCUCGAGUGUCCAGCCGGUGCAGCCAGUCGUGUAAAAAGCCCGGAUAUUCUAGAACAGUUUGGAGGAGGUCAGAUGGCCAGUCAAAAACACGAGUUCAAAGUUACCAUGACGUGUGAGGGCUGUUCAGGAGCAGUUACUCGUGUUCUCAAGAGAUUGGAAGGUGUGGAAACAAUUGAUAUCGAUAUGGCCAAGCAGACAGUACAUGUCCAAUCAACUCUACCGUCAGACAAGUUGCUGGAGACUAUCAAGAAAACUGGCAAGGAGUGCUCAUACGUCGGUGUGGUGUAAGCCUUGAAAACUAGCAGCAAUUCACCAGAUUCAGUUGUGUGCAUUCUUAGCUUGACGUAGUAGUACAUCUACUCGUUUUUUGUUAUUGUAGUAAACUGUUAAAAAAUCACGGAAUGCACCAAUGAUAGCAACUGACUUGUGUAACUGUGUACCACACAGCAACCAGUGCAUACAGGGUACUGUAAUAAACUAGUACAUGUAUAUACGGCACACGAACCGUGUAGGAACAUAUUUGUAAUAAAGCAAAUCAGCUAGCUCCA